CUCCACAUACUCCACUUCACUUUGUCUUUCUCCAGUCCGGUAACACUCAACUGCUUCUCCGUUUCCCGAAGAUGAAGAUCACUCUUGCCACUCUUCUGCUUUUGAACGCUGCUGUCUUCUUCAAUGGUGUAACUGCUGCUCCGUGCGACACAACGGCGAUAGCAAAGCUCCUGAUAAAUGGAAACGUGCAGACGUGUCGCGCUGACUCCGGAUACAAUCCUGCGUCGAUGACUGCGGCAACGGAUGCGCAAGUCACCGCUGUAUGCAACAGCAACGCGUGUACUGAGGCGAUGAAAGCCUUGAAGCAAGUGGCACCGGAGGAGUGUACGAUCGGUCCCGUUCGUCUGUAUGCUGAUAUCAUCGAUCCCCUUGAGCGACGCUGUGGAAGAAAAUUCGGUGCUGCUGGGUCGGCUGGGUCUGCUGGGAAUGCAUCAGCUGCAGGCUCUGGACCUGCAGUCGGUGAUUCUCCGACGACCACCAAGCCACCGACGAACACUCCGGCGAGUCCUCGCACCACCCCACCGUCGACAACGCCUGCGAACGGAGGCACCGACAAGUCCACUCUAUCGGCGGUCGGUGCUGCUGCGGUGCUCGCCACAGUGGCCGCUGCGAUCCUCUAAGAUACCCUGAAGGCUGUGUAGCAUUCAUCUUUUGACUGAUCCGCACAGAAUGCUGCACUCAACGUUCUUUUCUCUAUUAACAACGACGCGUACCUCUUGAACAAUGUUCCUUGG
This is a messenger RNA of Phytophthora nicotianae INRA-310, 734 nucleotides long. RefSeq lists its product as hypothetical. Gene Ontology annotation, cellular component: extracellular region. The coding region runs from base 72 to 620 and encodes 182 amino acids. The transcript has a single exon. The record is from RefSeq and is a predicted model, not a curated record. Lineage: Eukaryota; Oomycota; Peronosporomycetes; Peronosporales; Peronosporaceae.